GAGUCACCGUUUGCAACACUGGGGAAGUGUCAAACUGACAAAACGCUUUUUUUAAACAAAGAACAACAAAGUUAAACACUAUUGUCUUGUAAUAAUAAUAGUUUUUAUUACUUUUACGAAUAAUAUACAUUAUUACACAAGUAGUUGUAAAACGUUACGUCAAGUGACUAAAAGUGUGGUUAUGUUUGUGUAGUUUUUAUACAAUAAAUACACAACAAUGAUACCUCCUGUAACACCUGGACAAGCUGAAGAGAAACAAAAUAUGGUCAGUUGGAAGAACACGUUUAGUAUGAGGCAAAUCAGCUUGAUGAACCUCGCCGCUUCUCAAUUGGGGGUUAAAAACGGCAGUAGGUCUGCAAUCCCGAAUUGUAGAAGAACGUACAGUAUUACUAGUCCUGCAAAGUCGUUGGAUCUUUUAAGAAAGAAUUUACAAAGUGCCAUUAACAAAGACAUUGACACUGUUAUAAGAAAGUACUUGGAGAAGUUUUUUCAACCCGCCAUUAACAAUAUCAAGAUUAACUUGGGUAAAGACAGUGUGACGGAAGACCACUUGAAGGAAGUGUGCAAACAGAUGCUGGAAGAUGCCAAAUUAAUGUACAAAAUAUCACCAGGGUCACGUGAUAGCUCACCCUAUGAUUACAGUGAUUCUGAGGCUAGUACAACAGAUGGGAGAUGUGGUCAUAAUAGCCCCCUUCACCGAAAAAGGAAAGAAUCCGACACCGAUUCAGAGACAAACAACAAACGCCACAAAUCGCAAUUUUUCUACAUGACCGAAUGUGGCAAAUACAAGGUUCCAAUUAAGAGAGAAGGCAUAAAGUGGAAUCCUGACCGAAUCACCGAAAACACAUUAUUCAUAAUGGGCCCCAGAGCCAACAAGGUUUUGGGGUAUGGACAGACAAGGGGGCGCCUCUACGCCCGCCAUCCUGAUCUAGUUCGCUAUUCUGGCGACCAAGAAGACAAGGAGUGGCUUUCAGCGAAAAACUUGAUGCCACCAAGUGGCGGCAAAGCAUAUCUCAUGAUUUUGGAAGAUAUCAAAGAACUAACAGAGAGUGACGAAUACAAAAACAACCCCAACUUGCAGCUGCACGAGUUGAAAGGGUUCAUAGCGCCGCAGUUUCUAGUCAACAAAGUCAAAUUAUUCAUUCAAAAUUUCAAGACUGAUAAGAAGCCUUUUAUGGGUUUGGAUUUGUUUGAUUUUCGCAGUCAGUCAAUUACGCCACCAAAUACUACACCAGAUUCGGGCCCGUCCACGCCUUCUGAUUCCGUGCAAGUUGAAAGCCAGUCAGGAAGCACCAGUUCCAAGCAAUCCGAAAACAAUUUUGUUAAUAUUCCCGAAAUGAGCCCAAACUCGAACCAUUCGAUUAUUUCAAGCCAAAGUCCCAUCCAGAAUUCUGGAUUGCUCUCUCCUAAUAUGCUGAUGACCAUUGCGAAUCACACCGAAGGCGGACCCGUCAUGAUCCUGAAGGAGAACACUCAGAAUGAUACUUGUUUAUCCAGUAUUUUAGCAAGUGAUAACUCGCAAGAUUUUUAGCCCCGUUUUAUUUGCUAGAUUAUUUAUUUUUGUAUUUGCUUUUAACUUAUUCUUUUGAAUGCAUGUGUAUCACCCGUUUUUCAAUAAAACCUAAUGAAGUAUGUUGCCAAA
Tribolium castaneum (red flour beetle) is the source of this 1642-nucleotide messenger RNA. RefSeq lists its product as uncharacterized. The transcript is spliced from 4 exons. Lineage: Eukaryota; Metazoa; Arthropoda; Insecta; Coleoptera; Tenebrionidae. Bases 218 to 1531 code for a protein of 437 amino acids. Gene Ontology annotation, molecular function: nucleosome binding; DNA binding. The record is from RefSeq and is a predicted model, not a curated record. Gene Ontology annotation, cellular component: nucleus.